Bombyx mandarina (wild silkworm) is the source of this 1938-nucleotide messenger RNA. RefSeq names its product fatty acyl-CoA reductase wat-like. The record is from RefSeq and is a predicted model, not a curated record. Gene Ontology annotation, molecular function: alcohol-forming very long-chain fatty acyl-CoA reductase (NADP+) activity. Gene Ontology annotation, biological process: long-chain fatty-acyl-CoA metabolic process. Gene Ontology annotation, cellular component: peroxisome. NCBI's taxonomy places the organism in Eukaryota, Metazoa, Arthropoda, Insecta, Lepidoptera, Bombycidae.
UUGUUUUAUACUAUGUUAUAGUAUUAGUUGUAGUAGUAGUUGUAGCAUAGUAUUAGUUGAAUUUAACAGCAUCUGAACUUUCAGUUGUUUCAUUUACUAAUAUAUUAUUAGUAUUAAGCAUGCAAAAAAUAAAUAGUUCCAGAAUGGACAUCGCUUUAGCGUUGGAGAUCGAGCAAGUUUCGCGUCAGAAGGCGCUGGAGGAAGAAGCGCUCCGCGGCGAGUCGGCUGUGCGGCAGUUCUACGCGGGAACCACAGCGCUGAUCACUGGAGGGACGGGCUUCAUCGGGAAACAACUCAUAGAGAAGCUUCUAAGAUCAUGCGACGUUAAGCGGAUUUACAUAUUGAUGAAGUCGAAAAAAGGGAAAUCAAUGCCAGAAAGACUGCAGUCACAAUUUAAUGAGCCAGUAUACGACAAUUUACGAUCUCAACAACCAGAUUUCGCUCGGAAAGUGAUACCGGUCGAAGGCGACAUCUCAGAACUAGGCGUCGGCCUGAACGAUGAAGACAGGAUGAAGCUUGCGCAAGAGGUGAAUGUGAUAUUCCAUGUGGCUGCCACGACCAGGUUCGAAGAGCCACUGAAGAAGGCCACAUUCAUCAAUGUCAGAGGAACCAGGGAGAUCAUGAAAUUGGCCAAAUGCUGUAAAGAUCUAAGGUCCUUCGUACACGUGUCAACUGCGUUCUCUAAUGCAACCAAGAGUAGAAUAAAUCACGAUUUGGAAGAGAAAAUCUAUGAAAGCCCUGUCCCUCCGGAAGUCAUGAUACAGCUCGCGGAGACAGUCGAAGAAUGCAGACUCAACGCCAUCACUGCUGAUUUGAUAAGGGACUGGCCCAACACGUACUGCUUCACGAAGGCCAUAGCCGAGAAUGUCGUGCGUACAAUGGGCAAGGAUUUACCUGUGGCCAUAGUGAGGCCACCCGUAGUAAUCUGUUCGCUCAAUGAACCCACCCCUGGAUGGGUGGAUAUGAGCUCGGUGAUCGGUCCUAGUGGGAUAAUUUUGACAAUAAUGCUGGGCGUGAUGCACGUAAUUUUAAUGAGUGAUAUUAACGUUCCAAUAGUGCCCGUGGACUACGUAAACAAUGCGGUAAUAGCAACAGCAGCGGAGACAAAUAAACGUUACAAUAAUAAUGAAAAAGAAAUUAAAGUUUACAAUAUAAGCUGUUCUGGGUGCAAAAUUGAAACAUCUUGUAUGUAUGAUUUCCUAAAGAGUCCUAAGACAUUAGAGUACGCUACACCGAAAGCCGUUUGGCAUUGUUAUGGUUUUAACACUGGAAGCUAUUUUGUAUUCUGGUUUUCAACAUGGCUGCUGCAUUACAUACCUGCGUAUGUAGCCGACUUCGUGUUCAAUGUGACCUCCAUGAAGCGACCUGGGGGCGUAAAGUCAUUCGUCAAAAUUUAUGAAAAGAUAUACAACAUGUCUUUGCGAUACGGUUAUUUCCUGACAAACCAGUGGAAUUUUGUCGAUGACAACACUAUGGCCAUGUUGAACCAAAUUUCAAAAACUGACAGGAUAUUGUUCAAUUUUGAUGUUGCGAAGAUCGAUUGCUCGCGUUUUAUGGCGAUCUGGUGCAUCGGCUUAAGAAAGUUUAUUUUGAAGGACGGCCUCAAGAACAGCGAAUAUGGUAGGAAGAAACAGAGCUGGUUGAAGAUAGCUAAUUUAUGUUACCAUGGACUAUUUUUGGUAACCGUAAUUUAUUUUCUGUACAUUUGCUGUGCAAUAUUGAUGUACGUAUUUCGAUGAUUGUGUAUGAUCUAUUAAUAGUGUACUAUGUAAAUUCAAAAUAUAAUUCUACUCAUUAAAACGAUAGUGAUGGAGAUGGUGAUGGUUUGAAGUCGUAGUCACCACGAGUAUUGGUACUAAAUUGUCACUCCCAUAUUGUUUGGUGUCUUAUCUAUUUGUAAGUGGUUAAUAAAUAAGAAUCAAUACAUAUUACAUCUUU